AUGAGUGAGGCUGCUAAGUUGCUUCUUGGGGGCACAUUCCAACUCCAUAACCCAAAUGCCCCUACGCAGCACAAGCCUAUCGACAGAUCUAAUCAACCGCGCCAGAAUCACAAUGUACAGAUGAACAAUCCUCCGCCAAUGCCAAAACCCCCGGCUAAAGAAGUCCGUCCCCGCCAGAAAACUCAAAUAAACCCUCCGUUACAUACUGUAUUUUUCUACAACAUGCCAUUCAAUACGCCAAAAGAAAAAAUAAAUGAAUUUGUUUCUCAAUUUGGAGAAAUUGUAAAUCUCUAUCCACGUAGUGAGAAAGGACAAGCAUUUGCUACAUAUUACGAUAUAAGAGACGCUGAAAAAGCCGUCGAAGCUGUUCAAGACAGAGAAUUUAUGGAACGCAAGGUCAGUUCAAACUUUGCUUUCCAUCCUCCUACUAUUGGCACUGUUGGGCAAUGUCCAACAUCUGCCUCUAUUUUUGUAAAACCUGUCAAUCCUAGUGUAAAUAUCACUGAUAAGGAUUUAGAUAGGGUUCUUUCUCCAUUUGGAGAAAUCAGAUCGAUUGAAGGUAAAGGAUCAAAUCAAGAACCAAAUAAUUUUCUUGUUAAAUUUUAUGAUAUUCGCCAUGCGCAAGCAGCUGUUGCGCAAUCUCGAGUUUUGAAAACACUGGAUGGCCAUGCUUUAGAUAUUACAUUUUACUCUGAGCCAGAACCAAAACAACAAUAUCAACAGAAUUCUAUGCCUCCUAGAGGGUAUCAGGAUUAUAAUCCUCCUCCGUCAUACGGCGUUCCACAAUACGGAGCGCCAAUGCCACCACCACCUCAAUACGGAGCUCCACAGUACGGUGCUCCUCCGCCAGGUUACGGCGUUCCUCAAUAUGGCGCUCCAAUUCCUCCGCCACCACAGUACGGAGCACCGGCGCCAUACGGACAUCCUGUGCCACCACCGCCACAGUACAAUCAGCCGUUUAUGCCACCAAAACCCAAUAAUGUUUCACCGGACUUCUCAGCUUUGGCGAAGUUGGUCCAAAAACAAAUAUAG
Trichomonas vaginalis G3 is the source of this 1032-nucleotide messenger RNA. RefSeq names its product RNA binding. Gene Ontology annotation, molecular function: RNA binding. NCBI's taxonomy places the organism in Eukaryota, Parabasalia, Trichomonadida, Trichomonadidae. The record is from RefSeq and is a predicted model, not a curated record. The coding region runs from base 1 to 1032 and encodes 343 amino acids. The transcript has a single exon.